This is a messenger RNA of Pieris macdunnoughi, 1998 nucleotides long. Lineage: Eukaryota; Metazoa; Arthropoda; Insecta; Lepidoptera; Pieridae. The record is from the annotation of a GenBank genome assembly.
AUGUCCGUAAAUAAAAUUAAUGAAGAUCUCGCUAAAGAGAGACGAAAGUGCAAUUUUGACAUUCAAGAACUAACAUAUAUAAUAGAUGGAGGAAAACAUAAGACCGAGCAGAGGAGAUUAAUUGAGGAGAAUGUCCUUAAAACUGGCGCGCACAAGGACUUGGUACCUGACGAAUGUUUAAGUUUGAAGGAGCGUUAUGAGAAUGCAGUUAAGAAAUCUCUGGCGUACUCUGAUUUGGUUAAAAAUGAAAUAGCCGCUUUUACGGGAAUUGAAAGUUAUGGCACACCAAUCCUUCGGCGUCUGGCUGAUGCAUUUUUCGUGGACAUAUCACCCAUGUUGCUACACUUUGGUAUGUUUGUACCAACCAUUAUAGGACAAUGCACCCCAGAGCAACAGGCGAAGUGGUUACUGCCGGCUAUAAACCUUGAAAUUUACGGGGCUUAUGCCCAGACGGAGCUAGGCCACGGAACCUUUAUACGAGGGUUGGAAACAACUGCCACCUACGAUCCGUCAACUGAAGAAUUCAUUUUACAUUCACCCACACUUACUGCAUACAAAUGGUGGAUAGGAGGGUUGGGAAAAACCGCAAAUCAUUGCAUUGUAGUUGCCCAGUUGUACACACAAGGAAAAUGUUAUGGCGUCCAUACAUUUAUAGUUCAAAUUCGCGAUCUGGAAACGCAUGAGCCACUCCCAGGAGUUAAAGUUGGCGAAAUAGGUCCUAAACUCGGUUCCAAUACGGCUGAUAAUGGCUUUCUUGGAUUCAAUAACUAUCGGAUUCCAAGAGAUCAUAUGCUGAUGAAAAACGCCCAAGUACUAAAGGACGGGACAUACAAAAAGCUAGCGAAUGCAAAGUUGACGUAUGGUACAAUGGUAUUCGUUCGUGUUACACUCGUAUCGGACUCCGCAUUUAACUUGGCCAAAGCUGCUACAAUUGCUGUUCGCUAUUCAGCUGUGAGACGGCAGUCGGAGGCUAAACCCGGUGCUCCGGAAUCUCAGGUACUGGACUAUCCCACACAGCAGCAUAAACUCUUUAUCUGCAUCUCAACUGCCCUGGCGAUGCAAUUGACAGCUAACUGGCUAUGGGUGACCUUUUCUAAGUACCUGAAUGAAAUGAGGAAGGGAAAUGUUGAUAAUUUACCUGAGCUCCAUGCACUUUCAAGUUGUCUAAAAUCAGUGAGUACAUCGGAUGCAUCAUUUUUGAUAGAACAAUGCAGAUUUGCGUGUGGUGGUCAUGGGUAUAUGACGUCAUCAAGGCUGCCUCAAAUAUACGGUUUUGUGGUCGCCACCCGGACCUAUGAAGGAGAUUAUACAGUACUCUUGCUGCAGACUGCCAGAUUUCUAGUAAAAGCUUGGGAACUUGCUGAAUCAGGUGUGGAUGUGUCUCCAACUGUGUCAUACCUUAACAGGGUUAACAAACACAAGGAAUUAGUAUGGGAUAACAGUAUGGAAGGACUCAUACGAUCUUUUGAAGUCGUGGCUGAGGGGAAAAUAUCUCAUUGCGUAAAAAAUAUCCGAGAGAAGAUGAAAACUGGAAUGUGUUAUGAUGAAGCCUGGCUUCUAACAACAAAUCAACUGGUUCCUGCAGCUGAGGCACACUGUAGAGCUGUUCUUCUGAAAGUGUAUCAUCAAGAAGCGAAACGGUUAACGGCUAACUCGAGCGUAAAUAUACAGAAAGUUAUCGACCAAUUGGUUCAACUGUAUAUAAUAUUUUGGAGCCUUGAAAAAACCGGGGACUUAUUAAGAUAUACUCCGAUAUCAGAAAAGGACAUAGAUGAGUUGCAAAACAGAUACGAUGAUUUAUUAGCCUCAAUACGACCUAAUGCUGUGGGACUUGUCGAUGCUUUUGACAUUCGUGAUGAGAUCCUGCAAUCAACCCUCGGAGCCUACGACGGCAGAGUGUACGAACGACUCAUGGAAGAGGCUUUAAAAACCCCACUCAACGCUGAGUCGGUCAAUUCAUCUUUCCAUAAAUAUUUGAAGCGUGAAUCUAAAUUAUAG